Messenger RNA from Lucilia sericata (common green bottle fly), 2233 nucleotides. RefSeq lists its product as uncharacterized. Bases 165 to 2108 code for a protein of 647 amino acids. Lineage: Eukaryota; Metazoa; Arthropoda; Insecta; Diptera; Calliphoridae. The record is from RefSeq and is a predicted model, not a curated record. The transcript has 8 exons.
AAGCACAAUAGUCUAAUUGUAAUAAACGGUCAAUAUAGGAGCGAACAACGGUUGAAAAAUAUAUACAGUUAUAAAAAAUUUCAAUAAACUUCAAAACAAUUCAUAUUAUAUGAAUUAAAAAUUUGCAUUUAAAAUUCUUUUUGGAUUAAAUUAAAUAUAAAAAAAUGAUAUUAAAAAGAUCUUUAAAGCCACAUCUAGGCUUUAUACUAUUAAUAUUAACUUUUAUACCAGAAACCUUAUCGAUUUCUAUUCUACAACUGGUUGGAUCUAUUUCAGCGAGUAAAGACGUCAUUAGUGUAGUCAAUGAAGCAACAACGGAUUUUUCAGAGUGCUGGUAUACAGUGGAAAAUAAUAGUCAAGAAUCUCAAAGUAAUUUAUUACAGAUUUUAAAACUUUUCACUGAACUUAAUAAUGAUAUAAAUGUUAUCGAGAAAAAGCAUUCUGUUAAUAAUAAUUUUAUUAAUUUACAAUUGUUGGCAAAAUCGAAAGACUUUAUAAAUACAACACAUAAUGUGGCGCAGCGUUUUAAAGAAUUCCAACAAUUUUUAGUGCAUAAUAUUAACUUGGACCCCACAACAUUGUUAACAUUUGCCGAAUGGACUGUAGCACCAAAUGGCUUCGCUGUCCAACAUUUAAUGGAUAAUUGGCAUAGGAAAAUUUUCGAUCAAAAUGAUCAAGAGAGCAAUAAACUUUACUCUAAUCUUUUUGAAUUUUUGGUGUCAAGUUAUAAGAAAGAAGAAAAAUGUUUGAAUCAACAAUCUACCCAACAAUUUAUAUAUUCUCUAUACACGUAUAUUGCAUUAACGGAACUUAAAGCCUAUACCCUGCUAGAAGUAUCAUGGUUAAUCUUAAGUGUGUAUAACAAGGGAAAUUUCUCACAAGAAGCCGAAAUUAUGCGUAAAAAUUAUGAAAAACGUUCGGAGCAAACAGGGCGCCAAUUAUACAAAUUAAUGCAAAAAGCUGAUCGCAUGGUUUGGCGUUGUGAUCCUGAGCGUUAUAUUGAGGGUGAAACUUAUGAACGGGUGACACGUCUAUUACAGGCUUAUAUUGAGAAUGAAGUUGAUAUGAGUUCUAGUCGUGAUUGUAUGCAAUCAUGUUCGGCUUAUGGACGCACAAGCAAUGUGGGUUGUUAUAUGGAUCAGUUUUGUGCCAAACAGGAACGUUGUUCGGGUCAAAUACAUGAUUGUUAUUAUGCUAGUGGCUAUAUAACAGCAUGUCCUUCGGCAUUUGAAAGUCUUCGACGAUAUGAAUACCUAAAGUAUAAUGGCCAAACUAUUGGUAAGCAAGCUCACUGUCAGCGUGGUGAAUCAGAGGCAAAUUCGUGGAUGCGUUAUGUAGUAUGGGAGUGUAGUUAUUGUAUAUGCUUUUGUGAUGAUCAGAACAGCAUUAAAACGGAUCGUUAUUUUAAUUUACGAGAAACUCUUUCAAAUAUCGAUGACAAUAAAGUUGUAACCGGUUUACGUUUUACUAAAGUAAAUCGUGUAUUUCAUUUGCAAAUACAAGAGGGACAACUUAUGCCCAGAGGUAUGAUAAAUGAAUCAACUUUGACCUGGAAACCAGUAGAUAACUAUACAAUCUACGAAAGAGGAGUUCUUCAGAAUCAAGAUUAUUUCACCUUAACUUAUGAUGCUCGUUCCAUUGAUUUGGAUAAUAUAGAAACCUAUGAUGAAAAUUAUGUGGUAACGGGUGUACGUUUUCAGGUGGUGGGAGCACAUUUGAAUUUACAAGCCAGAUUAAGUAAAUUUAAUUAUGCUAGUGGUCAAUUGGUAAAUCCCAAAGAAAUUAGUUAUUGGAAAAUUAAUGACAUCAGUGAGUUCAGAAGAAACGAAAUUGUUUUACGUGAUGGUGAUAUACCCAUUCAUUCUACUGGCAAAUCUGAACCGAAUUUUGGACCAAAUCAAUAUUUGAAAUUUUCCGUUUCUAGUUUAGAAAAAGAUGUUUCUCAAACUAAUAUACCCUUUAUAGAUAUACAAGAUGUCGUUUCUAAACCUCCAGUGCCUUUGGCUGGUAUUGGUAUCUAUUACAAAGGUGAACAAGGUUAUGGGGGAUUUUUAGCUCCGAAGAUUAUAACUUAUGAUUUUGCUCCUCGUUUACAAACAUUAGGGUAAAUUCCAAUUUUUUAUAUCCUUUAAAUACUAAUGUUGUAAAGUAAAAUAAAAAAGAGAAUUAAAGUUUAGAUUUUGUAAAAAAUAAUGUUAAUGUUUCAAUACGUCAAUAAAAAUUUCAAGCUUUA